Messenger RNA from Wallemia ichthyophaga EXF-994, 1836 nucleotides. RefSeq names its product Amino-acid permease inda1. Bases 1 to 1836 code for a protein of 611 amino acids. The transcript is spliced from 4 exons. Gene Ontology annotation, cellular component: membrane. Gene Ontology annotation, biological process: amino acid transmembrane transport. NCBI's taxonomy places the organism in Eukaryota, Fungi, Basidiomycota, Wallemiomycetes, Wallemiales, Wallemiaceae. The record is from RefSeq and is a predicted model, not a curated record. Gene Ontology annotation, molecular function: amino acid transmembrane transporter activity.
AUGCUGCACGACGAGGAGAAGAUCGUUGGUUUGUCCAGCGCCAAUCCCAAAAUAGACGACAAGAAGGAGACGUCUUUUUCGACGCCGGAUGUCAGCAAUGCCCCAGAAACAUACGAUCCCUCCCAAGAAUCCAUCUGGACGAGACUCGGUCUGUCGUUCAACUCGUUCAGGAGUGCCCCUGCGACCACUGCCCGUGUGGCUGUUGCUACCGAUUCUGGUGAUAUUGCUCAAGAAGAAAUUGAAGGUGCAGCGUCGGACGGUGUCUUACAGAAAAAUAUCCCUGGCAGAUCUCUACAGAUGAUUGCUGUCGGUGGAUCUAUUGGUACCGGAUUGUUUAUUAGCACAGGUGGUGCUUUGGCUAACGGUGGCCCAGUCUCUAUGAUUAUCGGUUGGCUCAUCAUGUCUGUCACGCUGUUCUGCGUUGUCAACGCUAUCGGUGAACUCGCAAUAUUAUACCCAGCUGAAGGUGGUUUCUAUGCUAUGGCAAAUAGGUUUAUAGAUGAGAAUGUCGGUUAUGCUAUGGGCAUGCUCUAUGCUCUCCAAUGGGUCGUCGUCCUUCCGCUCGAACUCACAGCGAUCGCGCAGACGAUACAGUACUGGGAUGGCAAUAUAUUUGAUAUAUACACAUCGAACGCUGUCUGGAUAAGUGUCUUUUUCGUUGUCGUCAUCGUUAUCAACAUCUUCGGCAAUAAGGCUUAUGCAGAAGAGGAAUUUUGGUCGGCUAUCAUUAAAGUUGCUGUCAUUCUACUCUUCAUCAUCUCAGGAAUCGUCUUCAACUGCGGUGGUGGUCCUGACUCUGGUGAUUACAACAAUUACCUCGGCGGUGAGUACUACCAUCGACCAGGGUUGCACAACGGUAUAGCGAAUGGUUUCAAGGGCGUCUGCAGUGUUUUCGUUGCAGCUGGUUUCUCAUUUGCUGGCUCAGAGCUUGUCGGUAUCGCCGUUUCAGAAGUCAAGGAUCCUGUUAAGGUGAUGCCAUCAGCAAUCAAGGCCGUCAUAUGGAGAAUUUUCAUCAUCUUCUUCGUAUCUGUCAUCAUCAUAGGAUUAAAUGUCCCAUACGACGAUUCUAGACUGAUGAGUAGCGAAAAUCCAUCGGCUACCUCCCCAUUCGUUAUCAUGAUGAGCAAAGCUAGCGUGAACGGAUUGGACCACCUCAUCAACACUAUUAUCUUGCUCUCAUGCACCUCUAUCGCAUUGGCGUCUGUUUACGGUGGAUCCCGUACCAUACAAGCUAUGGCCCAACAGCGUUUUUUGCCGAGAUGGUGUUCUAAGGUUGAUAAAGCUGGUAGACCACUGAAUGCAGUAUUUAUCUCGCUACUCUUCGGCCCACUUGCAUAUCUAGCCCUGGCUAGCAACGGAUCAACGGUUUUGGAUUGGCUGAUCGCCGUCAGUGCACUGUCGACCUUGUUCACUUGGUUGUCUAUUUGCGUCUGUCACAUCAGAUUCCGUACUGCUUGGUACAAGCAAGGUCACACUAAAGACGAGAUCCCAUACCAGAGCGCGUCAGGUAUCCUCGGCAGCUAUUUCGCAGGUUUCGUCAUUAUCCUCAUCCUUAUUGCACAAUUUUACAUCGGUGUUUUCCCUAUCGGAGAGGGUAGCAUGAAUGGAAUGGAGAGAGCAUCAGAGUUCUUCCAGGCUUAUCUUGCUUUGCCCGUCGGAUUGCUCUUCUAUGGUCAAUCUUUCUUCGUAAAGACGUCAUGGCCAACGAGGAGUAAAGAUAUUGAUUUGGAUACGGGUAGAAAGGUCUUCCUUACGGCUGACUACCUCAAUGCACAACGCCAAGCUCGUAAGAAUGCGCCUAUUCACAAGCGUAUCUGGCAAAUUCUAUUCAAUUAA